Spirodela intermedia is the source of this 235-nucleotide messenger RNA. NCBI's taxonomy places the organism in Eukaryota, Viridiplantae, Streptophyta, Magnoliopsida, Alismatales, Araceae. The record is from the annotation of a GenBank genome assembly.
AUGGAUUCCCAGGCCUGGAGAUGGGAGAAAGAAGACGAUGAUGGUGCCGCCCCCAUCUCAAUGGCGCAGGCUCGUGGAUCCUCUCGCCGGAGUCAGAGACGGAGGUGGCGCCGGCGGCGCCGGUGGAGCCCUUGGUGGUCCCUCCCCCUCCUCUCCCGAUCAAAUUGGAUCGGCGAAGUUUCCAUGGAUUCUCGUCGGUGGGCUCGCCGGAGCAGCCAUCUCCAGGGAACAGUGA